AUGGCUGCUUCGGCUAAUAGAUCAAGUGCUAUGAAGGACGAUUUACAAAAGGAAUUUCGUUUAUUUGAUACAAACAACGAUGGAUUCAUUGAUAAAAAUGAAUUAAAAUUGGUUUUAAAAAAACUUUUACCUAAAUUCAAAUUACCUGAUGAUGAAAUUAAACGAAUGAUUUCAAAUGUUGAUAGAAAUAAUGAUGGAAAAAUCGACUAUCAUGAAUUUAUGGAAUCAAUUUAUCCGCAAUUAUCAACAAUACAAUAA
Molecule: messenger RNA, 258 nt
Organism: Rotaria socialis
Lineage: Eukaryota; Metazoa; Rotifera; Eurotatoria; Philodinida; Philodinidae
Source: the annotation of a GenBank genome assembly